CACACACUGCAUGCUAAUGCGGACCAAUUCCCAAUGAGCACUAAAACACAUCUUUAAAUUGUCUUGAGUUCAAACUGCUCUGGCUGAGCAACAGAGGGAACAUAUCAUCAGAAUUCACCCUGUGGCAAUACCUGCUGAUUGGGUCCUAAAGCAGCAGCAGCAGCAGCAGCAGCACCUUUUAACUUUUAAUGUUUCCCUCCACACUUCUGCCACGAGACAUCGCGAAAGAUAGAUAGGAAUAAAAGAUAACCAACCAGUGCCGAAUCGGCUUUUUUUUUGUUUUGUUUGUUUAUUUGUUUGUUUAUUUAUUUUAUUUUUAUUUAGUAUUUGUUCGCCUUCUUUUUUUCUUCUUCUUUUUUUUUGCUCUUCAGUUCAAAUCCCUGUGCGCGCCCGUGAGCGCGCAUGUAGACAUUCUGCGUGGAGACGUUUUGCGAAACUUUAAGGAUGAUAUACCUUGGAUGUUUCCUGUUGCUCUGCGGGCUCACGCGUGUCAUGGCUAGUUAUCCCAUCUGGUGGUCACUAGCAGUGGGCCACCAGUACUCAUCACUGGGUACUCAGCCUAUUCUGUGUGGCAGCAUCCCAGGUCUGGUGCCCAAACAGCUGCGCUUCUGCCGGAACUACGUGGAAAUCAUGCCCAGUGUGGCUGAAGGUGUUAAGAUUGGCAUCCAGGAGUGUCAGCACCAGUUCAGAGGCCGACGCUGGAACUGCACCACAGUCAAUGACAACCUGGCUAUUUUUGGCCCUGUGUUAGAUAAAGCCACUCGAGAGUCAGCAUUUGUUCAUGCCAUUGCCUCAGCGGGAGUGGCAUUUGCAGUGACCCGUGCCUGCGCUGAUGGUUCAGCCACCAUCUGCGGGUGUGACACACGCCACAAGGGCCCCCCUGGUGAGGGAUGGAAAUGGGGCGGUUGUAGUGAGGAUGUGGAGUUUGGGAGCAUGGUGUCCCGGGAGUUUGCUGAUGCGAGAGAGAAUCGCCCUGAUGCACGCUCAGCCAUGAACCGCCAUAACAACGAGGCAGGAAGAAUGUCCCUCAAUGAGAACAUGUUCCUGAAAUGUAAGUGCCAUGGUCUUUCAGGGAGCUGUGAGGUCAAGACGUGCUGGUGGUCUCAGCCAGACUUCCGAGUCAUCGGUGACUACAUGAAGGAUAAGUAUGACAGCGCAUCUGAGAUGGUUGUGGAGAAACAUAAGGAGUCCCGUGGAUGGGUGGAGACGCUGAGACCCAAGUACAACUACUUCAAACCCCCCACAGAGCGUGACCUGGUAUAUUAUGAAAGCUCGCCCAAUUUUUGUGACCCUAAUCCUGAGACUGGCUCCUUUGGCACUCGAGAUCGCAUCUGCAACCUGACAUCCCACGGCAUAGACGGGUGCGACCUUCUGUGCUGUGGGCGGGGUCACAACACUCGGACUGAGAAGAGGAAGGAGAAGUGCCACUGUAUUUUUCACUGGUGCUGCUACGUGAGCUGUCAGGAGUGUGUGCGAGUCUAUGACGUCCACACCUGCAAAUGAUGUUUCUUCUUCUCCCCCCCUUUUUUAUUCACCAAAUUUUACACUCUUUAAUUGGCACAAGAGUAAUUAUACUAACUUUUCCACAAGCUAUAAGAGACUGUAAACAUGUCUGACCUGUCCGUGGACUCCAGCGGCAGACAUGAAGAGCCAAUCUCUGACUUUAUUAACUGGAACAGUUCAGUAGAUGCUGACAUCACAAAGCAUUUCACUCACAUGAACUGCGACGGUGGCAAUAAUGACAACAAUGUUGGUAUCUAUAGCAAUGGCAAAACAAUUUUUGUGUACUGACGUAGGAAAGGAGUCAGCUAAAUGACAAACACCAUAUUGGUGUUUUUUUGUUUUUUUUUCUUUUCUGUGUACCAAGUAGUUACUUUUGUUGAGAAUAGUACAGCACUGCCAAUGCUUUCAUGUUUAUGGGGCAAACAAUGGAAAUGUAAUUUGUUAAAUAUGUUAAAAUAUCUCUUUGACCACAUUUAUGACAAAUUGACACAAUCACACACUCAACAGCAUGCAUCCACUUCCUCAACAUUGUUAGUAUGUACAUGUAGAGUCUAUUUGAUAACUAACAUUACCGAUGUCUGAGUGAGUAUUUGAUUUUUAGUCUUAAUAAGUUACUGAUCUUUGGGUAAGAAUGCACUUGCACCUGAGUGAAUGUAGUAUUGUGCUGUAUUGUGUUUACAUGUUCACAAAGUCUUAAGCUAACAAGUUAAUAUCUGCUUUAAAUGACUAACUUUAUCUGAGAGUAGACGUGAGCCACAUCCAGGGGUGUUGCAACAGGCAAAGCAGGCAACUGCAGAGCAGCUCAUUACUUGAGUUCACAGCAAUGACAGUAACAUCCCAUUUCCACUGGUUGAAGUACUAUUUCAUUCUGGGCUUAAACUGGUUUUUGAGCAGUAGGAAUGUGUUUAAUUGGCAUUCAUUCGCGGGUCAAAUGACUCUAGAUUUGUAUCAGCUAUGGCUCCGGUCUGCAUUAGCAGGGGUAAGACCGGGUAAAUACGGUAAUUUCGUCUUUGUCAACUUCAUUUUUGGCAGCAAUGUGGAUCCCAGUGUAAUCUCCAACACAGUGCUAAGAUGUGCAAUCUUCUCCCAGUCGUUAGCAUAGCCCUUAAGGUCCUGGUAUACUUCACUGAAGUGUGUGUCACAUAUCGCGGACCCUGGUAUACUCGUGCAUCAGGGUCCUGCAGU
Solea solea (common sole) is the source of this 2688-nucleotide messenger RNA. RefSeq names its product wingless-type MMTV integration site family, member 3A (gene wnt3a). The record is from RefSeq and is a predicted model, not a curated record. The coding region runs from base 445 to 1503 and encodes 352 amino acids. Gene Ontology annotation, molecular function: frizzled binding; cytokine activity. Lineage: Eukaryota; Metazoa; Chordata; Actinopteri; Pleuronectiformes; Soleidae. Gene Ontology annotation, cellular component: extracellular region. The transcript has 4 exons. Gene Ontology annotation, biological process: canonical Wnt signaling pathway; multicellular organism development; neuron differentiation.